AAUUUCAUCUAAAGGUAACGGUGCAUCCAUGCGUGAAAAUGCUGCUCCACCUCCUGAAGAUGAUCUUCCGAAUCAAAAUAACUUCCCACCGAUAAGAGUAGGAAAUACCACCGCUCAAGAGGAGGUGGAAAAGAAUAUGGAGAAUCCUGACUCCUCUGCACCGCGACCAGGGCCCGUCCAGACUUGUUCGAUGGACAGGAGCGGUGAGCAGCCACUUUCGGUUUCAAAGAGGAAUCAUCCUUCAAGGCUAGCAGCCCGACUUUCGAGGCCCUCUACGUUCCGGAGGAAUGCACCGAAAGCCAGCAUUAACCGACCGAUUUUCAAUGAAACUUUCAAAAGUUUCAAAGUUUACUCCAGAGGUAAAUUAAGAAGGAAUGUCUUCAUACUCCAAUCUCCCGAGGGUAUGAUAGAAAAAAAUAUCUCUUCUCGUUUAAAAGGCUCUCAAGUAAGCGCAGCGAUGGAAGCCGAGACCUUGGUUAAAUGGUGUAUGAUCCAUCGUAAAAGGUUGCUCGCUCAGUUCAAAAGUGCUCAUAAAGAGUUGGUGUCUGAAUGCGAUACUCGACUCACCAUCGCUAGAAAUCUCUCGGAAGAAGACGAUUGUUGUGCCGCCAUUUUGGGCCCCAAACAACAUACCUCGUUCACUGAGAGUUAUUUUAAUGAGCUCUCUUACAAGACCAUCCCGUCAGCUCGUGGUCCCCUCAUCCUCGAUAACGAAGGCGUUGUUCAAAAUGUCUUUCGAUACUGGGAAAAUGCGCGGAAAUCUCAUAAGUGGCCUUGCGAAAGUGAUGUCUGUAAAGUGAACGAGGCAGAUGCGACAAAUAAAGUGAAGAAAAUACUCUCCGAACUAUCUCAGUCUGUAGUUUUAAAGGCAAUAGUCCUUUUUAUCGUGAGUAUGAAUGAUUGCUCCAAUAGAGUGUGCGUUGAGAGCCCUAUUAAAUCAGGCCAUACGCUAUCCUGCAGACUCGAUGACGGUAAAGGAGCUCCGUUCGUCGUGUUGCAGAACCUGGGGCCUCAUUACCCUCGUGUAAGAUCAUUACUUCGUCAGUUGCAAACCCUAAAACGACUCUUGCAUAAGAUUGACGACCUUGAUUUUGCAUUAUAUAACGGAAACAUAUUUGAGCUGGCCGCUGUGGCAGAAGCAGCGAAGUUAAAAGGCGGAGAGUUCGAAGUGGGCGGACAAAAAUUCGUUUCCGAAGAUGAAAUCCAAGUUAAGUUCCAAAAAAGCUUUAAAGCCCAUAAGAAAUUAAUGGAGGACCUCCCGCGAAACUACUGCUUGUGCUGCGAGAGGCUCAUGCAUCUGCGAAGUUUAAAGUCCGUCGAGAAGAUGAAGCCGAUCGAGAAUCAGACGUGGCUGGAGAUUUUCGCAUACGCGGUACUAACAGAUGCGUGUUGCGAUUGGAUCUGUGACUACUGUCACUCGAAAAUAAAAAACAACACCAUACCUCCGAUCGCAUCCAUCAAUCAAAUGGAAGUUCCUCCGAUUCCACCAGAAAUUGGAUGUUUGAACAGCUUCGAGAAAAUGUUCAUUCAACUCGUUAAAGCCUUCCAAGUUGUGGUCAAAGCGGGGACGGUAAUGAACCGGAAAAUACCGUCGGCCCACUUAACCUCCAAGGUUGUGGGGAGGACUUUCCAUUUGCCGCUGCCCUUAGAACUUACCCUUAAAAGAGUUUUAGAGUCAGGGCAAACAACUUUGCCCAACCAAGAAUUGUUCAUUCUAGUGAGAGGUCUUCCCACCAAAAACAGGAAAGUCUGGGAGUCCGUGGUGAACGUCACUAACGUCUUGAGGGCUUUACAGUGGCUGAAGAAGAAUAAUCCGUUGUACGAGAAAGUCGAAAUACCGAAAUCGGCUGAGGAGCUAUUGCGUUACCUCCCAGACACAGAAACGGCUCCGAAAAGCACUGCGGGAAGAGAUCGCUCAACCGCAGAAUCUGAUCCGGACGAGCCUGAUGCCGAAUGUGAUCCGGACGAGCCUGAUCCAGACUCUGGUUCGGACGAACCUGAUGCAGAUUCUGAUCCGGACGAGCCCGAUUCGGAAUCCGAUGAGGCACAACCUGCACCGUCGGAAGCUAGUCUGGACACAGAGAUCUCUGAUGACGAGCCGCAAAACAUUCAGCAUGGCGCAAGGAAUCUAUCAGAUAAGUCCGUCAAUCAAAGAGCUGUUCACGACUCAACAGGAAUCAACGCGGCAGAUGUCCUUGCUGCGGAUUUGAAUGUUGAAGAGGAUUUAAUAAAUAAUUCCACCGAUGCACCGCAACAUCAUGAUUCUCCGCAGAGGAGCGACUCUCUGAAUCACGAACUUGCCAGAGAAGAACCUCUCUUGCAGGCAGACACUUCUUGUCCGGACGCGGAUGCCGAUCAAGAAGUCAAUAAUGAGCCUGCUUGUUUUCUUGAAGAAUCGAACGUCUCCCUUGACGCUGGGCAAGGCCAAAUCGAUGGUGACGAGAUUGUCGGAGCCGAAGCCGAGGAAACAGGUCCAGAAAGACCUCUCCGACCUGGUCACCGCCUGAAUGAUUCGCUGCCACCGUUGCAGAACAUAGCUGCCAUGCUUACCCAGCGGGACAAAGAGGAUGAGUUUUAUGCUCCUUACACUAUUUUUCCCAUUUACGGUAAGAGAGAAAAUCAUCGCGCCAAAGAUUUGUACCAAAUGUUAAAAAUUCAGGAGCCCAGCGUUGACUCGAGAAGUGCCAAGCUGGAUGCGAUGUGUUUUCCUGAUUUGUUCCCCGAUGGGAAAAACUAUUUCCAAGUGGACAGAGAGGUCCAAGUCGACUUUACAAAUUUCGUUCAUGCGAAAUUGUUCCACCGGCAACCUCAGUUCAGGAAAAACACGCAAUACCUCUUCUACCUGUUGAAUCAAGCCACCAUGCGAGAGUUGGCGGCUGGCAUUUAUCAGGUUCUGAAUGUGGUUCACGGUAAUAUGACCGCCUCGGAGUUUCUGAAGAAAAUGGAGGCAGGAGAAUUCAGUAAGGACCUGACGAGUGUUUUCAGUAGAGUACGGAACACGGAAGAAUACUGGAAAAAGCCCCACAGUGAAAUUUUAUCAAUGAUCGAGACGUAUGGGCCGCCCACUUUCUUCCUCACUUUGGCACCGGCAGACUACGAUGACAAAGAUCUCGAGGCGUACUUGAAAGAACUCGACGGAGAUGAAAAAAACACCAAACAGGCAGCAGGUCUCAUCGCAGGUGAUGUAGGUCCUGUCUGUAGGUAUUAUCAUCAGAAGUUAUCGGCUAUGCUAGCUUUCUUGGCAGAGCCCGGUGGAGGACCUCUGGGCGUCAUUGAACACUUUGUUUGGCGCAGGGAAUAUCAAACCAGAGGAGCUCCACAUUGGCAUACCCUCCUUUGGGUGAAAGAUGCACCGGUGCUGGGCAAGUCCUCCAGCGAAGAGGUAGCCAAGUUCAUCCAAGAUCACAUUACUUGUGGAAUUCCGGACAAAAAGACUUUCCCAACGUUACAUGCCAAGGUCACUAAAUACCAGCAACACCAUUGUAACAAUUACUGCAAGCGGAAAAAGACUUAUAAAAACGGUGUUAAAACAGUAUGCCGCUUUGAUUUCCCUCGCGCCGCUCGGUCUACUUUCGAACUGCGCGAUGCACCUACCGCUAUAGCUGGUAGGAGAAAUCUGGUCAAGAAUUCGAGACUGUACGAUUUGCCUCGUGCGAACGGAGCCGAACGUAUCAAUGAUUAUAACCCUGCCACUAUGCUCGUUUGGGUGGGCAAUAUGGACUUACAGUACGUCGGUGACAAAGCCGCCAUAAUUGGCAAGUACAUCUCCAAGUACCAGACCAAAGCUGAGACUAGUCACAUGACGGACGUUUUCGACUCCAUUGCCAGCGUCGAAGAUGUGAACGGAAGUCUGUGGAAUUACGGGCUCAGAUCUCUGGCGAACCGCGAGUGCGGGGCCUUCGAGGCUGCUGAUACUUUAAUGAGUAUACCGCUUUACAGAACAGACCCCGAUACAACUUUCAAAUGGGUCGAUACCAGUAUCCUUCGCAGCAGGAGGGUGAAGCCGAAAAAAGAGAUAGAAAAGAUGGAUCCUAACGAUGUUGACGUGUUCUGUCCUAGUAUAAUCGACACCCACUAUCCGAACAGACCGUGCGAAAUGAACGACGUCUGUUUGUACGAUUAUGCGAAAUAUUGGGACAUCGUUAAGAGUCGACCGAUCAGAGAACCACUCCCUACCUUCUAUCCUUACGGGCAGAAAUAUGUGCGCAAAAGGAAGCGACCGCACAUCAUCCAGCACUACAGAUGUGACCCGAAACAAAAGCCAGAACAGUAUUUUUACAGUUUACUGUUGCUAUUCAAACCGUGGCGAAGAAUCGGUGCGUUGAAAGGUCAGUACGACACCUAUACGGAGGCGUUCGACGCUGAAAAACACACCCUUCAGGAGGCAAUGAAAUACCAUGAAAAGGUCUCCGAAAUCAUCGCUGCCCACGAUGCAGUAACCGAACUCAUAGAGGCCAAAUGUAGAGAGUUCGGAGAAGAGAAUCCAG
Bemisia tabaci is the source of this 4487-nucleotide messenger RNA. RefSeq lists its product as uncharacterized. Gene Ontology annotation, biological process: DNA repair; protein deubiquitination; telomere maintenance. Gene Ontology annotation, molecular function: DNA helicase activity; cysteine-type deubiquitinase activity. The record is from RefSeq and is a predicted model, not a curated record. NCBI's taxonomy places the organism in Eukaryota, Metazoa, Arthropoda, Insecta, Hemiptera, Aleyrodidae.